This is a messenger RNA of Plenodomus lingam JN3, 525 nucleotides long. Lineage: Eukaryota; Fungi; Ascomycota; Dothideomycetes; Pleosporales; Leptosphaeriaceae. The record is from RefSeq and is a predicted model, not a curated record.
AUGGCCGCCACGGGUAUGGCUAUGAGCCAGCAGGCGGCCAUUGAACUGCCUCAAGCCUCGCAGACUUCACCACGCGGAUACUUCAGAUCUCCACGCCACAGCCGCCAGCUCUCGGUUCCUGCUGUGGAGAAUCACUUGCACAACUUCUACGACCUCCACAUUACCGGCCCUGCAGCCUCCGCCCUCGGCACUGACUUCUCCGACUGCUACUGCAUACAACCCAACCGCACCUUCUCCACAGUAAUACUACCCUCACUCCUCCCCAAACUGUCCCAACACUCCUUGACAGGCUCCUUUUUCGAAAAUUGCAAACCCUUCAUUAGCCGCGCAACAUCGACCAUCCAGCAGCAUACUAGCCGAUCAUCAUCACCGACCAAGUCUCUUGCCAGCUUCAUCCCAUCGCGAAGCGCAGCCGAAUCCAGCGCGAGCCAGCCCAAGAUUCGCGCGCUGCAAAACUGGUUCAACGGCUCGUCUGCUCCCGUCAAGCUUGUACGAUUCCGGGAGCGAGGAAGAGGAGCAGGGUAA